UGAUAUCUACUGAAGUCGGCACAGUCAGUUGCGAAUUGAAUCAUUGAGGCAACGUUUGAAUUUGUACGGUUUUGAAUUUUUAGAAGUGUUAAAGGAAAUCUGUUCAAUAAAAUGAAGUUCUUGGCUUUGACAUUAUUUGUGUGCUUGCUGAUUGUUGCUCUGGUAUUAGCCGUUCCCGCCGAGGAGUCAUUACCGGGCGAUCUUUACGACCAAGAUGAACAAGGGCACCAGAACUUUUUCAAACUAAAGAAAAUCAAGAAAUUGCUUCUGGGCUAAACUAAAUAAAUAGUGAAGUUUUUGUUUUAGUUCAUAGUAUUCGCCACCUUACUUGUGUUCAGUAUGAACUUAAUUCAUGGUUUUCUUUGGUAUUCCCAAAAAUAUUAUUUUAUAGCUGUUAAAGAUAAUUCAUUGUUCGUUUUGCACAUUUCAGUACUAAAUAAAUAAGAAAAUAAUAUUUGUAAAUAUCCAUUUAAUAGUUUUGUACAUAUGUAUAUAUUGAUUGUGAAUAAAUACACCAAAAAAUCAAAACCAAAUUUGGGCAAAAUAUUAAAGUGA
This is a messenger RNA of Anastrepha ludens (Mexican fruit fly), 555 nucleotides long. RefSeq lists its product as uncharacterized. NCBI's taxonomy places the organism in Eukaryota, Metazoa, Arthropoda, Insecta, Diptera, Tephritidae. The transcript has 2 exons. The coding region runs from base 112 to 276 and encodes 54 amino acids. The record is from RefSeq and is a predicted model, not a curated record.